Messenger RNA from Rhipicephalus microplus (southern cattle tick), 441 nucleotides. RefSeq lists its product as uncharacterized. NCBI's taxonomy places the organism in Eukaryota, Metazoa, Arthropoda, Arachnida, Ixodida, Ixodidae. The record is from RefSeq and is a predicted model, not a curated record.
AUGAACGUGGAAAUUCAAGGUCUACCGGUGGCGCCUAACGAAGACUUGGAGACAGUCGUUGAAGACAUUGCUAAGUGCCUUGAAGUCGAAGUUAGCAAAGACGACAUUGACGUCGCUCAUCGGGUGCCAACGAAAAAAAAGGAUCAGUUCAAUGUAAUAGUCAAAUUUCGAACAAGACGUGCACGAGACAGUUUGCUCGAAGCCUCUAGAAAAAAGAAACUGCAGACGGGUCUUCUCGGUUUUGACCGUGACCUCCCGCUCUACUUAAAUGAGCACCUUUGUGUUGAAAACAAAAUACUGCUGGGCAAGGCUCGUCAGGCGAAGCGCGAUAAACACUGGAAGUUUGUUUGGGUAUCCCAGGGCAGAAUUCUCAUGCGGAAGGCAGAAAAGUCACCUGUACUGCAUAUCACCUGCGAUGCCGACUUUGCCAAAGUGGUUUAA